CUCCUAUCUGAUUCGGUGAUUUAUGUUAGAGUCGAGUUAGAAGAUAUGGAAAGAAAUACGUGAAAUAUUAAGUUUGAAAAAAUAUUUUUUAAGUAUAAAUAAAUAAUAGAAUCAAAAUAUGUCUGGUGAAAAAACUAGUGAAAAAAUUGAAAAAGAAAAGAAUUUAUUAAUUGUCGUGCUAGACGUAAAUCCAUUACAGAGAAUUGUUAAAGAAGAAGCAAAAAUAUUGACACAAUGUUUAGAUUCAACAAUAGUAUUUGCGAAUGCACACCUAAUGCAAGCAUCAAACAAUCAAUUAGCAGUAAUGGCUUGUCAUGGACAUGGAGCAACAUUUUUAUAUCCUUCUGACAAAACCAAUGAUAUACGUCAAAUUGAUGGACAAUAUGAAAAAUUUACAGAGGUAGAACGUACUGUUAGACAACAAAUACAAUUAUUUGUUAAUCAAAUACCUUUAGAUGCUUCGUUGAACGGCGAAAGUCUUAUUUCUGGAGCACUUUCCAUGGCAUUAUGUUAUAUUUCAAGAAUAUCUCAGGAUAAGGAAGGAGAUGAGAAAUUUUAUUCAAGAAUACUUGUGAUCACUGCAAGUAAUGAUUCUACUAUGCAAUAUAUGAAUUAUAUGAAUAUAUUUUUUACUGCGCAGAAGAUGGGUGUUAUAUUAGAUGUCUGUAGCUUGGAUCAAGAAUUAACGUUGCUACAACAAGGCUGUGAUAUAACUGGUGGAAAUUAUUUAAAAGUGCCACAGUUGAAUGGAUUGUUGCAGUAUUUAUUAUGGGUCUUUUUACCAGAUUCUAGUGUUAGAUCAAAAUUAGUAUUACCACCCCCGGUAGAAGUUGAUUACCGGGCAGCAUGCUUUUGUCAUCAAGAACUUGUAGACAUUGGUUAUGUAUGCUCUGUCUGUUUAUCAAUUUUCUGUAAAUUUAGUCCAAUCUGUACUACGUGCCAUAUUCAAGAUGCCAGGACCAAUACCAAUGAAAAUGAAAAAAAAGAAAAAAAAUAUAGAUAUUACACAUUGAUAUUAUUUUACGGUAAUAUUAUAACUUUUGUAUUCUUACAAAUAUACAAACACACUUUUUACACGCUUUUUACACGCAUUAGAAAUAUUUAUUGUAAUUAAUAGUGA
Messenger RNA from Vespula vulgaris, 1120 nucleotides. It is a transcript of the gene Tfb4, whose product is annotated as general transcription factor IIH subunit 3. The record is from RefSeq and is a predicted model, not a curated record. Gene Ontology annotation, cellular component: transcription factor TFIIH holo complex; transcription factor TFIIH core complex. Lineage: Eukaryota; Metazoa; Arthropoda; Insecta; Hymenoptera; Vespidae. Gene Ontology annotation, biological process: nucleotide-excision repair; regulation of DNA-templated transcription. The transcript has 6 exons. The coding region runs from base 119 to 1114 and encodes 331 amino acids.